Salmo salar (Atlantic salmon) is the source of this 2663-nucleotide messenger RNA. RefSeq names its product apoptosis regulator Bcl-2. Gene Ontology annotation, biological process: intrinsic apoptotic signaling pathway in response to DNA damage; release of cytochrome c from mitochondria; regulation of apoptotic process. Gene Ontology annotation, cellular component: mitochondrial outer membrane. The record is from RefSeq and is a predicted model, not a curated record. Lineage: Eukaryota; Metazoa; Chordata; Actinopteri; Salmoniformes; Salmonidae. Gene Ontology annotation, molecular function: BH domain binding.
GCUCGCCUACCAGGGAGUGGACGAGAGAAAGCUGAGGGCUACUGUAACUCACUGCAUGAGAGGAGCGUCGCUGAUAUCGUCUGCAUACAAUACACAAGUAACCUGCGCUUUUCUAUCCGUAUAAAUCUUGGACCUUCUGUCUGGUGCUUCCGUUUGAGUUUUUUUGUGUGCAUUUCUCUGUGAAAUAAGAGUAGGCUAUUUCGAGAGCUGCCUUGCAAAUCAUUUCUCUUCCGUCUUUCUGGGACUUUGUAGUUAAUGUCAGAGGAUUCAACCCCAGAACGUAAUAAUGUAACUGAAUCAAAGACUACUUUUUUUCUGGACAAAUAGGCCUAGCUACACAAUGUUGAUUGAAGCAACCGAUUGAGACAGUCAUAGGCUCGUGUUCAAGUGAGGAUCAGCUCAAAGCAUAUCCACAACGCAUUACUGUUCCAAUGGAUUCCUGAAAAGGGGCGUACCAUAUGCAAGAAGCAGACAUUGCGGGCUGAUCAUUCUACUACAAGGGCGCAUUCUGUACAGUAAAGUUGACUGGCUGCUGGAACUCGAAAUGAAUGUUAGAAUAGCCCCAUUUAUUUGACCCGAUUAAAUAUUUGAAUGCGCAUGUUUUUAAAAGAAAACAGCGUUUCCACAUGCUCUUAUUGGAAUAGGCUAUAUGUCAUUUGGAAAUACGGUUUGAUUACUUUGUAUUAUUUUCUACCACGGCUGGAACAAGCGUUGCUAUGCAGAUCAUGCACUGUUGCCCAAUGUUAGCGAUACAUUUGAUCGUCUGACACCAUAUCUCAUUUUAGGGGAUAUCUUUUAGGCUGUCUCAAACAACUAUUGGAAAUGUAUUUUGCGUAAACAGCUUUCUGGAUAUUACAAAACCAUGAUGGCAAACGAGAAUCCUUACAACAGUCGCUUUAUUGUCGAAAAAUACAUCCAUCACAAACUGUUGAACAUGGGAUUUGUAUGGAAAUUUCAAGCAGAAAACGAUUCUCCAAAUAAUGGCUUUGGGGACCCCUCUACACCCAACUCCCCCGAAAUUUUUGCACGGAGGUCCCAGCCCACCGCCGCGGGCGAGGACACCGACCCUCCUUACCAAAACAGGAGUCCGCAACCUGACCCACAUGCCAGGCUCCACAGGGUCCUGCGCGAUGCGGGUGGCGAGAUUGAAAGAAUGUAUCAGCGGGACUUUGCAGAGAUGUCGGGGCAGUUGCAUUUUACACCCAGCACGGCACAGAGAAGGUUUACCGCUGUAAUAGAUGAGCUCUUCAGCGACGGGGUAAACUGGGGUCGGAUUGUGGCUUUCUUUGAGUUUGGAGGGACAAUGUGCGUGGAGAGCGUCAACCGGGAGAUGACGUCCCAGGUAGACAACAUCGCUCGUUGGAUGAUGGAGUACUUGAACGGACCCCUACAGAACUGGAUCCAGGAGAAUGGUGGCUGGGACGCCUUUGUGGAGAUCUAUGAGCAGCAGAGGAUCUCUCACUCCUGGCCGUACCUAAAGACAGUGUUCGGCCUGGCCGCCCUGGGAGCCGCUGGAGUCACCAUCGGAGCCUUGUUCACCCAGAAGUGAUUCAAAAGCCCCCAGAAGACCCUCCCUCUCGUCAAUCGCCUGCUACCAGAUGAAGGCUCCUUACCCAGUAGCCCCCCCCCUCAAAAAAAGGCCCACAGCAAGUUUUCUUUCCAAAACACUGGCAGCCUAUAACUUUGCUGUGCACAGACUACAAGAUUUCAUCUCUCAUUCCCAUCUCUUUCGUUUUUCCUCAUGUAUCUAUGAAAGCACCUCCCAGCUUAGCACUGCCCAGCCCGGGUCUGUAGCCUGGUUCUAUCCCAGAGCUCCCGGCUCUUCAAAGGAAACUGCACAACUCUGUUACUCCCCAACUGCCAACAGAACAGUUCUUUCAUACUCUAUGACCCGUCCUCCUGCGAAAUGAAAAGUACAGCCUUGUAUAUGCAUACACACACAGACGGAUGCACCCAUGCAUAUUCUAUACUACUGUAGGAACUUAACAACAAGGAAUAUCUAUGGAAAGAUUGAAUACAUACUUGUUGGAUAAUUAUACACUCAUACAUAGACACACACCAACAGACACAAUGAAUAUUGCAUUUUGGAGGUGAACAUAUUCACACAAACUCAGCGUGCAUUCUCACAACCAAAUUACUUGUAUGAUAUAUGGUUAAUGAACAUAACACAACAAGUGAUUGUUUAUCCAUAAACUGAAAAACAACCUGUUUUUUUAGAUAACUGUUUUCAGCAUGAUUCUGUGGUACAUGUAACAUUGUAACAAUGACACUGACCGAAAAGUAAAACAAAAACAAACAAAAACAUCCCAAAUGUACAUUACACACCCAGCUUCCAUCGCCAGCAUGUGUGGUGAAAGUGGCCAUUUUUGCCAGUGUCCAUGUAUGCAUGAUGCCUUUUGAUGACAUGGAGCACGUUUGGCAGAAUGAUUGGUUCGGACAAAGUCAGGGUUGUGUUCAGUGGGCCCGAAAUGGAAGAAAACGGCCCGAAACCAAGAGUUACAAUCCAAACUUGUCCAAUAAGAAAUGGUGAUUUUUGUUUUCCGGCCUAUUAAACACAGCCUAGGUGUUUUUCUAUGUGUUUGGUUGGUGAAAGCUCACUGUACACAAACCCCCAAGGGAACUUCAAUCAACAGAUGAAUUCCUUAUUAAAGCGCUGAUUGGUC